AUGACAACAACCUCUUUCGCUCGCUUGCUCUCCACCGCAUCCAACCCUGCUCUCCUCCGCACCGGAUCCGAACACCUAACUCGUUCUGUUUCCAACUCAGUGACUCGUCUCCUCUUCUCCACCUCGACUCAGCACCACAACCCCAACACCGUUAGGGAUCAACCACAGACACCGACGCCAGAAUCUGUUAAACAAAGCCAAAAGGAACAAGAAGAAGAAGAAGAAGACGGCGACGAACUUGAUCUGAACAAAGAAUCGGGCGAGGUCGGUGGGCCGAAAGGGCCCGAGCCCACAAGGUAUGGCGAUUGGGAACGCAAUGGUCGAUGUUCUGAUUUUUGA
Molecule: messenger RNA, 339 nt
Organism: Vicia faba (fava bean)
Lineage: Eukaryota; Viridiplantae; Streptophyta; Magnoliopsida; Fabales; Fabaceae
Source: the annotation of a GenBank genome assembly